This is a messenger RNA of Closterium sp. NIES-65, 2373 nucleotides long. The record is from the annotation of a GenBank genome assembly. Lineage: Eukaryota; Viridiplantae; Streptophyta; Zygnematophyceae; Desmidiales; Closteriaceae.
AUGAUGUGGGGUUUCCGGCAUCUGGACACGCUGGAGGCGAGAACGACCCGGGUUCAGUACCUGCGGGCGCUGCUCGACUUCAGGAGAUGGUGCUGCGCGAACCUUCCAAGACAGCAAACCGCCAGAGUCAAGGGGGACGGCGUGCUGGAACACGAGGACGAGAUAGGGAGGUACAUCGACGAAGACAUGGGUGAUCAGUGGCACACCGCCAAGGGCGACCUACAAUGGAUGCACGGUCCCCGCGUCAACGCCACGCGGAUCAGGGCGUACAUUCUGUCAAUCGCGAGGCAGCAUGGUAUUGCAAAGGCCGAGGAGCUCGAGGAGCUGAAUCCCGACGUCCGUGUCCAGCCCCUGAAGCCGACAACCGUUUCGAUGCUGCUCAUCCGCAUCAAAGCGCUCCAGACAGCCUGCAAGGUCGAGGGGACGCUCUUCGGGGUGAAGGAGCUCCACAUCAUGUACGACAUCUCCGAGGUCCGCUCGGAGGUGUGCGCGCGAUGGUCAGAGAGAAGUGGCACAGGGACGACAGGUAAGUCGGCAAGUCGUCCCGCGCGGCUCACGCCUGUUUCCCGGUUCGCCCAGCUAACCCAGUCCUCGUGGAAACUGAUGUGCAGGGAUUGCGUCGACCGGCACCGCGGAACGCUCGGCGACACGUACACCACCGACCAGAUCCGCCACCUCAUGUUCAAGGUCUUGCCGACCUGGGCAGCUCGGGCGUACGAACCCAAAGCGGCCACCCCCUCCCAGACACUGUGGAAGUUUCUGCUGAUGAAGACGAUGACCCUCUUGGGUCACCACACCCUUCUCCGCGGAGCCAGUCUCCGAGCGAUCGAGCUCCCCGACCUGUUUUUGUACAGAAUGGGGAACGCGUCGCCCGAGCACUCCACGCGACGGCCGGUUGUCAUGGUCGUCGCGUCACGAAACUCCAAGACAAACAAGGAUGCUCGUCUGCAUCACAGCUACGCGGCGAGACACCUGGAGCAAGAGAUGUGCGCCGUCGGUCACACACUGUUGUGGCUGCACUUCGUGUACGGCCAGCUGAGCCGCUCGCCCACCUCUCGAUGUAUCUUCAUCACGCGCAACACCCACGCCGCCCGGGCGGGUGGGGCACAGGAGCUGGCCGACGACGGCGUUCCGCGAUCUGACAUCGCCGACUUGGGCCACUGGGCGCUCGACAAGCUCGCGAAGAGCUACAUCACGACCAUCCCGAAGGCGGCGGUGUUGAGAAAGGCCGGCUACACGGGCAAGCGCGGCGACUACCACCUCGGCCGGAGCAUGGUGAAGCCCGACGACAAGGUUGUGGCCCUCAUCGCCCAGCACAUCUUUCCGUGGGCUGAAGCGGAACUGGCCAAGGUGAGCAUUUCGGACGGCAAAAACGUCGACAACCCGCCGACCAUUUCCACGACGACAUUCUACCGACGGCUGAUUGUGUUUGUGUUUGUGUUCGACUCGCAGGCGGUAAGGUGCGCAUCCGCGAGAGAGCCCAACACGGCCGGGGUGCACUUCCUGCAAUCGCUCAUCGAGUUCGGCCGCCGAAUCAUCGCCGAGGAUCUUGCGUGCAUGCUGAUGCGCGAACCGUGGCACCCGUACGUCCAGAGUUCCAAGCUCUGCCGCGACCCCGACUUCCAGAAAUGGGCCAAGGACGUCAACCGGGUGGACCUCGAAACCAUCGCGACGCGCAGUACUCCGAGCGAGAACCCCCAAGAGGAAUUCAGCGCGCGAGUCGACGCCAAAUAUCAGGUCGGCCAGCUCACCAUGAUGAUGCACCGCCAGAGGGAGGAUGCCACGAUGGAGAAGCUUGAGAUGCAGAAGAAGUUGGAGGAGAAGGACGCGGAGAUCGCGAAAUUCCUCGUCAGACACACGCGCAUGAUCUGCAAGGUCGAAAAGGGCGACAAGCCCGCCGCGUUGGGGAAGUCGGCAAAGAGCUCUCGUCCCACGACCGAGGUGGGUGAGACGGGGAAAAACGAUGCGCUGCAGCACUGCACUCGCCGGAUGAGGCGGAUCAUGGAAGCGGUGCACGACUUGCGGCGGAGCGACGACGCUGCUGACACCGUCGCCGUCAUCAAGCUACUCGACCACCUGGGGCGAGCGGGGCUUUCCACUUUCAGCGACGCGCUCUUGGUCCUCCGUGCAACCCCGCCCAUCAAGGUCCCCACCACAGCCGACGGAAAGUCGGUCGGCAUCAAGGGUCUGGACAAGCCGCUGGCGAGGAAGCUCGCCGUUGCGUGGGGCAUGGUCACGACGGGCUACAUGGACGCUGACUGGGGAAAGAGGCUCUUCGGCGACUUGUGGGAUGUGCAGGCCAAUAAGGCCGGCUUGGAGGCCGAGGCGACGGCGGGAGCCAUCGGCGCAGGGAAGCGCAAGAGGGCGGGCUGA